AAAUUAAUAUGUCAAUGUGGUGUGUUCCACCAAAAAAAAAUUUAAAAAAAAUCUCCACAUAUAAUAAUCAUCAUGGAUAGUAGUUCUUCUUCAUCUUCUUCUAAAGGAAAAAAAGUGAUACAAUUAGAGAAAGAAAAUAGCAAGGAUAGUAAUGAUUUGAUCAAAUAUCGAGGCGUUCGUAAACGUACGUGGGGUAAAUUUGCAGCGGAGAUACGUGACCCAACGAGACAAGGGGCUCGUCAAUGGCUAGGGACGUUUGAUACGGCCGAGGACGCGGCUAGGGCUUAUGAUAAGGCAGCAUUUAACCUAAGGGGACAUCUUGCUACUUUGAAUUUUCCAAAUGAGUAUUACUCUAAGCUUAACGAUCCACAUUAUUAUAAUUAUCGUACAUCAUUAAAUGUUAAUAUUCCAAGUAGAAGUUUAGAGAGGGGAAUUUCAUCAAUUGGUCAUCAAGACAAAGAGAUUAUUGAGUUUGAGUAUCUUGAUGAUAGUGUUUUAGAGGAACUUCUUGGAGCAGAAGACCCAAAAAAGAUCAUAAGAAAGUGAGGUUAAGUUUUGUAAUUUUUAAAUUUUUAAGUUUAAUAUUUCUCGUGUGUCAGAUGAACCUUUAUAUUACUGGAGAAAAGGAAUAGCGAUGAAUUCCUAUAUAGAGUAUAUAGGAAAAAAGCUUCGAGUUUCUCCUCGUCUUUGUUUUCUUCUUAUUCAUCAUCGUUGUCGUUUUUAAUUUCCUUUUAUAAACAUAUUUGUUAUUAAGAA
Solanum pennellii is the source of this 756-nucleotide messenger RNA. RefSeq names its product ethylene-responsive transcription factor ERF098-like. The record is from RefSeq and is a predicted model, not a curated record. Bases 73 to 546 code for a protein of 157 amino acids. Gene Ontology annotation, biological process: ethylene-activated signaling pathway; regulation of DNA-templated transcription. Gene Ontology annotation, molecular function: DNA-binding transcription factor activity; DNA binding. NCBI's taxonomy places the organism in Eukaryota, Viridiplantae, Streptophyta, Magnoliopsida, Solanales, Solanaceae. The transcript has a single exon.